Molecule: messenger RNA, 7179 nt
Organism: Trematomus bernacchii (emerald rockcod)
Lineage: Eukaryota; Metazoa; Chordata; Actinopteri; Perciformes; Nototheniidae
Product: metal transporter CNNM4
Biological process (GO): magnesium ion homeostasis; magnesium ion transport
Cellular component (GO): plasma membrane
Molecular function (GO): magnesium ion transmembrane transporter activity; sodium ion transmembrane transporter activity
Source: RefSeq, a predicted model, not a curated record
AUGGCGACAGAAUGGAGCGGGCAGCAGGGUUAUAUUCUCACUCUCAUUAUAUUCCUGUGGAGCGCAGUCGGUGGCCGCACGGAGACGGCGGCUGCAGCGUCCGGUGUCAGCGGCAGCCAAGUGCUCGGCAUGCGGCUGGAGAGGAGCGACAAGCCGUCCAGCACCAAUGACGACGGUGUCAUCCAGGUGACUGAGGAGAGCUCCGUGCAGCUCCGGUUUUACGGGGUGCAGCUCCACUCGGGCGCCUGGACGCAGAUCCGCUUCACGGACCUCACGGAUGUCGCAAGCGGUGGCGCGGAUGAAGGUGAGGAGGAGGAGGAUGAAGCGGUAAAGGCGGCGGCGAGAGGAGGAGGCAGCGGCAUGAUGGAGCCGCCGGACAGGACUUGUGUAGAUUUCACGAAGGACAUAAGCGUCGAGACCUUCUUGAACGUCAGCAGUCGAGGCUCGUCGGGGCUGCUUACCGUUCACAUUAAGCCGCUCCGCAAGACCGAGCCGCAGAAGGAGUACGGCGUGUGCAUCCGGAGCCGCGUGGAGGCGAGCAGGUGGGUGCUGCUGGGGGACACUGAUGGCAAGCUGCUGGUGGUGGAGGAGAAGAGGUCCCUGCUGCCCUUAUGGCUGCAGUGCAUCCUCAUCUCCUUCCUGCUGGUGCUCUCUGGGAUGUUCAGCGGCUUGAACCUGGGGCUGAUGGCUCUGGACCCCAUGGAGCUGCGCAUCGUCCAGAGCUGUGGCACCGAGAAGGAGAAGAAAUACGCAAGAAAAAUAGAACCAAUCCGUAGCAAAGGGAACUAUCUUCUCUGCUCUCUGCUCCUGGGCAACGUCUUGGUGAACACCACCCUCACCAUCCUCCUCGAUGACCUGAUCGGAUCAGGUUUGGGCGCUGUGGUGGCCUCCACGGUUGGGAUUGUCAUCUUUGGUGAGAUCGUCCCCCAGGCGCUGUGCUCCCGCCACGGGCUGGCUGUAGGAGCCAACACCAUCAUGGUGACCAAGUUCUUCAUGCUGCUCACCUUCCCUGUGUCCUUCCCAGUCAGCAAGCUGCUGGACGUCCUGCUGGGUCAGGAGAUCGGCACCGUGUACAACCGGGAGAAGCUGGUGGGGAUGCUGAGGGUGACGGAGCCCUACAACGACCUGGUGAAGGAGGAGCUCAACAUGAUCCAGGGUGCUCUGGAGCUCAGGAACAAAACUGUAGAGGAUGUCAUGACGCCCAUAGGAGACUGCUUCAUGAUCCAGGCGGAUGCUGUGCUGGAUUUCAACACCAUGUCUGAGAUCAUGGAGAGCGGGUACACUCGUAUCCCUGUGUAUGACGACGAGAAGAGCAACAUCAUGGACAUCCUGUACGUGAAGGACCUGGCGUUCGUGGACCCCGAUGACUGCACCACCCUGAAGACCAUCACCAAGUUCUACAACCACCCUGUGCACUUUGUGUUUCAUGACACGAAGCUGGACGCCAUGCUGGAGGAGUUCAAGAAAGGUAAAUCCCACCUGGCCAUUGUCCAGAAAGUGAACAACGAGGGAGAGGGAGAUCCGUUCUACGAGGUGCUGGGAUUGGUCACGCUGGAGGACGUCAUCGAAGAGAUCAUCAAGUCAGAGAUCCUGGAUGAGUCUGACCUUUACACUGACAACAGAAACAGGAAAAAGGUGGACCCCAAUAAAAACAAGCCCGACUUCUCGGCCUUCAAGCAGGAGGGCGACAGCAAAGUGAAGAUCUCUCCUCAGCUCAUGCUGGCGGCUCAUCGUUUCCUGGCUACAGAGGUCAGCCUGUUCAGCCCGUUCCAGAUCAAAGAGAAAGUGUUACUGAGGAUCCUCAGCCACCCCGACGUCAUCCUGGAACUCAAGUUCAACGAAAACGACAAACGCUCAACGCAGCACUUCCUUUACCAGAGAGGGAAACCUGUGGACUUCUUCAUCCUCAUUCUGCAGGGGCGAGUGGAGGUGGAAGCCGGACACGAAAACAUGAAGUUUGAAACCGGCCCGUUCUCUUACUACGGAGUCAUGGCUCUGAGCUCAGUGUCACUUGCCGUCACCCCUCCUCUCUCCCCAUCAGUGGCGUCUCCCCCUCCACGACGCCUUUCAGUAAAGAGGUUUUCUCUGUUCUCUCGUUUCCCAGAGUUCCGUUCUCCGUCACACAGCGGGAACCUGAACCGCUCGGCGUCUCUGAGCUGCACUGAGCGCGCUCCAGAUAACGGCUCGGUCGGGGGGAGCGUCACUCAGAUCCCGGGGACCCCCUUCCAGUACACACCAGACUUUAGUGUACGUGCUCUCACACACCUGCAGUUUGUUAAGGUCACUCGGGCUCAGUACCAGAACGGCCUCCUAGCGUCCAAGCUGGACAGCAUGCCUCAGUCCCCGGAGGGCAGCCACACCCGCCUGGACACGUCUGUGUCUCUGCCCCCCAUCACCCCCCCGGGGAGCCGCUCUCCGCUGCCGCUGGCCACGCCUCCUGCAAAGCACACGCCGUCUAACAUCCAGCCGGGCGCCCGAGCCGCUCUGCCCCAGCACCCCCCCUCCUCCUCCCGCCGCAGACCCAGCCAGUCUCUGCCCCAAGUCACCCCCCCUCCGAGCAACCACAUCCCGCUCUCCCUGCCCCCUCCGUCCUCCAUGAGUUUAGCGCCGUGCACCAUCACCCCCCACUCCACUUUGCCCUCCUCCAAGUCCCAGCCGUCGCCCCCCCCUGGUAGCCCGGACAACGGGCCGGGGGAGACCACCACUCUGCUCAGUGAGCAGCAGAACUGUGAACGUGCCCAGGCAAACCCUCACGUCCACACCAUCAGUCACACACACACUGAAAGCACCAUCUAACUAAAGUAGGAACUACACUACCUGCGCACUCACUCAAACAACACACUCUCGCACUACUUCCUGUUUCCUGUUUGCUCGUUGUCUCCUGAACUUUUCUGUAGAGUUCUUGGGUAUGCUGAGGAUCAGCACUUUACGUGUAUUUUAUAAACGGAGAUCCUCUUUUAUCCCUUCCUGCAUGGUCCCCUCCCGACACUAAAAAAAAGAUGCAGUAUAGACACAAAGAAGGCAGAGGGAACACUAGUGAUUACGAUUGGAAAUGAAGAAUGGGUCUUGUGUUUUUAAAGGGUCAGUUCACCAGGAUUACAAAAAGGCUUGCAAAUGUUUUUAGUUUUAUUUUUUGUCCAGGUUUUGAGAUUUCUGCCUCCACUUUUUUAGUGAAAAAUUAACUCCGAAGCAACGUGCCUCUACAAAACCAAUUGUUCCAGUGUCUGUGGAUCAUCUACUGACCUCACUGUGAACCGUUUUCACAGGAGAUGCAUUACAGUGAGGAAAUCAUCUGUAUGACCACACUGGGGUCUGUAGACAUCACUUCUGAAAAGCCACGUUGCUGUUCAAAUAAAUUAAAAUGCAUUUUUGCUUAUAAACUACAAAAAUAUAUCCAUGUUACUUGUAUAGACCCGUAUACUUAUCUGCCUAUCAGAAAAAAUGAAAUUGCUAACCUCUUAUCCUGCUUUCAUGUCAUGUCAGAGUAACAUGUCUGACUUGUAUCUUCAAGUCAACUGCCAAGUUGAAAUAAUGACUUGUAAAGUCAGAUUUUGAGCCUGAAACCAAACAAACAUGGAUGCCUAACAUCAGCCAAAGACCAUUGUUCAAUGUUUUAAACCAAAAUGUAGCAGAUGUGUUUUCACAAAAGGUUUUAUCCUGUAGAAUAAUGAUCACGCAUUAAAGUCCUUUGUAUUGAAGCGAAGAUAUCUCAAAACCUCUUCACAUGAAACUAAAACUUUUUAGGGUUUUUUGUAAUUAAUGUGAACUGAACCUCAACAUCAUCACUGGUAAGACAUCAACAAAAAACUCACAUUAUAGGUUGGUGUUACCAGAUCAGGGCUGGGGUCAGUAUAGUUGGUUGACUCUCAAUUUCCUUUUUUUUCCAAAGAGUAAAACUUUUGGUUUAAGUUUAUGGUUUUAUUUACGAUAAGUAUGACUUUAGUUUUGAUUUUGUUCCAUGGGGUGACUUUUAUUAAGAUGGAUGAGAACCAAUACAUUAGUUUGUCUGCUGCUUCUGUCUGUCAGUUCAGCACCAACAGACCAGAGUCACUGUACUGAGUGGAAGCCAUACCAGUGAUUUUGCAUGUUUUCACCCAUUAAUACAAACUGUGAAUACUCUGCAUUAGAAUAAUACACUGUUCAAUUAAUACAGUGUUUAAAAAAGCAAAAUAUGAAUUGGCAAAUGUAAUGUUUUAUUACUUUUGUUAUAGUUUAUGAAUGCUAAUGUAUUUUUAUACACUACAAAACAUUUAUUGAAACCAAUGGCAGUCUGAACACCCCAGAGUCAACAAGAGAGUACAAAGGAUGUUAUGCAUGCAAUAUAAAAUAGUAAUAUAAUAUAAAUUAGACAUGGAAAUACUUCUAGAACUUGCAAAAACAUCGGUAUGGUCCUUAAAGUCACUAAAUCUGGUGAUGUGAGGUGGAUGUUUAUGGCCUCUUGACCAAGGCAAUAUGUUUAAAAUUAUUUAAUUUCCAAGAGUGAUAUUUAUUUAUGUAAAGUAUAUUUAUAUAUACAUAUAUAUAUUGACAUUUAAUUUGUUUUAUAUUUUAGAGAUUCUAUUUAUUUUUUAGCUUUCUUUGGUUCUUGAAAGCAGUUGAAGUUGAAGGACAAGCUGCAUUCUUCAGACACUGUUUCUUGUGAAUGGAUUCCUCACUGUGAUGGAGCUCGGAGUGAAACCAGCUGCUUCUCAAAUCACCAUGACACCAAGCGCUGACCAAACUGGAUCUUUAGAGGUUGUAACACUGUGCGUUCACUGACAUUUGGAUGGAAGUUACACUGGAAUGUUUCAUUUGUUAUUGUAUGUGUAAGCAUGCACAUGUUGGAUAACUCUGACAGAGUGACAUGAAGACCAAAUAAGAGCAAAGAGAAAUGUAAUGCUAUCUGUUUUCAGAAGCAAGUAUGUGCUGUUCAAGUUUAAUGAGGAUAUGUCUCCAUGUUUUUUGAGUCUGAUAAGAUACUCGGGAAGAUUAUGGUUGUAAGCAGAGCCGCAGCCAGGAUUUUAGCAAUACUGAAUACCCCCCAAAAAAAGAACGUAUUUCCAUCUUUAAAGCAUGAAUCGGCAGUUUAAUUAUGUUUUCUGCUAUAGUCCUAUAUAAUGGAGAGGCCUGAGAGGUUUUAGGUGAGGGGAUUGAUUCCUUCAUAUAUGAGAGGAAUCAACCUUUUCGUCUUACUCUUUGCAAGAAAACCAACAAAGCAAACUAAAUUCUUUGGGUUAAUGUAUUCCUUCUUCUUCCCAACAUUGCUAGUACCCAAAAGAUGAAUAGAAAGAAAAUGCAGAAGUCAUGACCUUGGUGUCCUGAACAGUAGCCCCGGCCCUGAUUCAGUCACAACUUGCAAACUGUUUUACGUUUAUGGUUUUACAUUUUAAGAAAUACCCUUUUUAGCUUCCUUACCAACAGUUGGAUGAGAAAAACAAUACCACUCUUUACAUCAAAUAUGAAGCUACUUUCCGGACACAGUUAGCUUGGCAUGGCAUAAACAUUCUGCCCCACUACACACAAGCUUUCUCAUUUAAUGGACAGAUAUGAGAGUGGAAUUGAUGUGCUCAUCUAACUCUCAGCAAGAAAAUAAGUGACUUGUGUUUCACACGUGUGUUUGUUAACCUUUGAGCUUGCCGUUAGCCCUGAGUUAAGGAUUGACACUUGAAUAUUGAAAACACUCACAGCACAAUAACUCGAUGAGAUUUAAUGGACAACAAACAUUCCACUGCAUGUCUUCACACUACUGAUGUUAACCCUGUCAGGACUAAAUGUGGUGUGAUAAACUCUCAUGUUGCUUUCUGUUACCAGGCAAAUUUACGUCUGUUUGCCACUUGAAACAAUGUACAGUGAGGUACAUUGUACUGUGUGUGUAAAUGAUACUGAACCUAUUCAACCCGUGUUUGCAGCAGACAAGGAGUUGGAGGAAGUUGGGUUGUGUUCCGGUGGAGAUAAAGAGAUUAACAUGAAGACGACUGUAGCAGCUCACUCCUCACAGACUGAGCUCAGAUGUUAAAGCUGCUAGCAUGUAAUCUACCUAUUUUUUUCCUAUGUAUGCAGUGACACUGAAAAGAUUUAAAGUAACUGGAGAUAAAUUAUUUUGUUGAUAUAGUGAUUUAUUAGAAAAUAUAAAACAAUGAACAACUAUUGUAUAAGCAAGCACUGAUUUGAAAAACACUUUAAACAUGUCCGUUUUACACAUGAGUCUGAAAAAAGUGAUAAUCCAAAGCAUUUCUUCCUUUGUGGGAAGAUUUUCCAAAUUUGGAUUUACAAGUUACGCUGGGGUCGCCCAAAAUAUUCCCAUAUUCACUGUGGUAUUUUGAUUUAUUUUUUAAAUGAAUGGGUAAAUGCAACUCUGAAGCCCUAAAUCAAGUUUAUUUUCUCACCUUGAGGUCUUAAAGAUGUAAAAAAUCUACUUUUAAGACCUCAUUAUUUCAGUUAUGUGCUCGCAUGUUGAUACAUUUAAUUGUGCUUUACCAAAUGACCAUACAGCAAACCUGUGUUCAAGCAAUGCACAGAGAGUGGGGGAAGGAAUGGGGUCCCAGCAGCUCAUUUUUACCCCAGGGGCCCCCUAUCAGGUGGCUCCGGCCCUGAAGAAAAUCGGCACUCUGAAAACCUUAGAUUUAAUUCAGCAGGACCUUAUAGAGUACUUACCUGAGGGGUAAACCUGCUAGUUAAAUUAAAAUAUAUAGUGGACUUAGCCUUAUUGGAUGAAAAUGUAGACCUGCCUGCUGGUUCAUAUAGGUCUCAUGUAGCAAUUGGUCUUAUACUGGUUUCCAGUAAAGCCACUGGUUGGCUGUGUGACUGCCAGUUUGUGUACUGGGAAAUGUGCAAACAAUGGUUCUACUUAUUCAUGUUGUAUUUAUUGUAAACAUUGUAUUUAUUGGUUUUUUUUGUUUUGUUAUAGGCACCUGAGGGUGUGGUUCUGUUAAACGGGCUUCCAGCUGUGAGAAGCAGCAUUUAUUGGGUUAAUUUACCCAGAAACACUGUGUUCAGUUCCCUGAUUGCUGUUUGUGUGAUAUGACUGUAAAUACUCUGUACAUGAAGAGAGCGGCAUUUGUGUGAUGCUGAAAGAAAUGUUUAAAAUAGCUCUAUUUAUAAUGAGAGAUGAGAUGUUAUUUCAAGUUUUAUUCCCCAUUGUUUUGCUAGGAAGGCAUUAAAUAGCAAUAAACAUUGCACAGAGUUGACCUCAAAUAUUAA